Molecule: messenger RNA, 2160 nt
Organism: Epithele typhae
Lineage: Eukaryota; Fungi; Basidiomycota; Agaricomycetes; Polyporales; Epitheliaceae
Exons: 2
Coding region: 1-2160 (719 amino acids)
Source: RefSeq, a predicted model, not a curated record
AUGGCUACUGUCAUCGCCGCCGUAGCGCAGUUGCUGCACAGGGAUCGACCAACCACGCCAUAUCGUCGCGCUUCUAAGUUCAAGAGCGGCGACGCAUCCCCUGCUCAUUCUGGCUUCGGGUCGCCUUUUGAGCCCUCUGCCGUGGCACGCCGUUCUACGUCGCGCCCACUCACUCCGCUGGAGUCCCGGCCUUCGGCGAACUGUCACGCGACGCGGCUCGACGAUGUCUCGCUUCUUGUUGAUCUCGACACUCUCGAAGACGAUGCUUUCUGCUGUCCUGGGAACUGCAGCCAUUUCAACUGCUCCACCCCAAGCCUCAUCUACUCAUCUACAAACUCUUCACCAACGUUUUCUAGCCCCAAAAUCUUGUAUUCCCCCACAUCCCCGCCUCUUUCCGACCGCCAUGACGAUCCGUCUAGCUCUUCCAGCGGCAUCGCUUUGUCGUGCGGGACCUGCCUCCUGCCUCUCCCGGAGCUGAAGGCAGACACCAACACAAUCGCUCAACGCCGAGGUGUGAGGGAUUUGCCCGCUCUGCGUCCCAUCAACAUCCAGACGAAGGUCAACACUACCUCUAGGCUACUCUCGCCGCGGUCCCCCCUUUCCCCUUCAGAUAUCGCAUCGGGAUUCGCACAACGCUUCGUCGGAUUCAUCCGCUUUUCGGCUCGCCCUGAAUCGACGACCGCAUCGCCCUCUCCGGUCGCGCGGGAGUACGAAGAAGACCCGUUUGGCCGUGUUGCUGGUCCAUUCAUCGACGACGGCUAUUCCGACGACACACCGUUCAAGGCUCGAUAUCUGCCGGAUCUCAACGACCUUUCUGUAUACCAGCAUCUCUCUCAACUUCCGGAUGGCGCUCAUUUCCGACCGGAGACAUGCCCGAAACAUGGCAAGGCGCGACUUUACAUUGGGGUCUCCAACGCCUUACCUCCUCCUCUGGCGUCGUCCGCUUUUGCGUCUCGUUCACCGCCUCUAGCAACACCACCCGUGCCCUCUGGCAACCGCUCAAAGAGUGCAUCUUCCCCCUCUCAUCGCCCUCCACCUCCACGUAAGACUAGUCUCCCUAUCCUUCAGGCCGCUGUCCAGGUCGACGUCGACCCGCCUCUUUCCACGUCUUUGCCUACUCCCACCAUCCGUGCAGCAUCUGUGAGCCCGCCCCCACGCCGCCCACCAACUCCUCCUACGAGCGUCCUCUUCACCCACCACGUCCCUUCUCCCCCUCUACAGGAUCCGCUCCGCCCCGCGCGCCCACCAACGCCCACCUCCAACGUCUACCUCAACUUCUUCAUCGGCGGCGGCGGGUCUACCUCCCCUGUGGCGCACCAGAACCCACACCUGCGCCCGCUCCUCCUCAUAGAGCGCGCCGCCGCGCGCGAGUCCGCCGAGACCGAAGUCGACGUGCGCGCCGCGUCCCCACCUCCACCGCCGUCUCCUCCGCUCGCGCCAGGCCUCCGCCCGCUCGUCCUGCCGCAGCGAGUGCACGCCCACGCCCACGCGCCGCCCGAGCGGUUCUUCGCCCGCCGCGCGCAGAGGACGCCCGGGCGCGCUCCGCGCGCGACGACGUUCCCGUUCGGCUCGCCCGCCGGUGCUGCCGCAGCGGGUCUAGAGGCCGGAACGGGGACCGGGAGGGGGCACACGAGCCUCGCGGGCGUCCCGUCUGCUUCUGCGUCUGCGUUUGACGUCGGCCUCGGGCGCAGUGUGGGCGCGGAAGCGGAAGGGCCGUGUGCUGAGGCCGAGACCCGGGUCCGGACUGAAAGGGACCCGGGGGAGAGGGGCGCAGAUGGCCUGCCAGUGUCCGCAGCCGCGCUGGGCAUGGGGCAGCCACUCGGGGCUGGAGGCGGGUCAGGUGGUGGGGAUGUGAGUGCGGGCGCGGACGAGCAGUCGCCGCAGAAGCUGGACGGGCUUCUGACGCUCCUCGGGGCGUCGGGUGUGCUGAAGGCUGCGUUGGCGGGGGAAGGGUCGCGUGCCGGGUUUACGUUGGACGGAACGCUGAUGCGGCCCGAACGGUGCUCAGAGUCGAGCGCACCCGGUGCUACGGUAGGCCAGGAGGGGUCGGAGGAGUCGGAGGAGCUGUCACAGAACAUGGAGGAUCUGCUGCAGCUGUUGACUUGCACUGGGGUGAUUGAAGGCGCGGUCGUUGCUGAAACGAGCGCUUCUGUUGGUUAG